Messenger RNA from Hyposmocoma kahamanoa, 521 nucleotides. RefSeq names its product vesicle-associated membrane protein 7-like. The record is from RefSeq and is a predicted model, not a curated record. Gene Ontology annotation, molecular function: SNAP receptor activity; SNARE binding. Gene Ontology annotation, cellular component: SNARE complex. The transcript has 2 exons. NCBI's taxonomy places the organism in Eukaryota, Metazoa, Arthropoda, Insecta, Lepidoptera, Cosmopterigidae. Gene Ontology annotation, biological process: vesicle fusion; exocytosis. The coding region runs from base 9 to 404 and encodes 131 amino acids.
GUUUCACAAUGCCGAUUUUAUUUAGUGCUGUCGCGUACACAAGACGCAUUCUGGCAAAGUACGCUUGCUGCGAUGGAAACUUCACAGAGAUAGUAGACGAGGUGUUAUCAAAGAUACCCAGUGAAAAUCACAAGAUGACUUAUUCGCACGGACAUUAUCUACUACACUAUAUCGUCGACGACCAGCAUUUCUACUUUUGCAUAACUGACAAAACGUGUCAGCGUUCCAGAGCAUUUCUGUUCCUAAACGAGGUGAAACGAAGAUUUAGUCGAAAUGAAAAAAGUUUCAAUCAAGUGCUGGCUAAGGAAAUGCACAGAUACAGCGAGGACUACAGCACUAUUACUAUAAGGAAGGGAGAGCUGGACGAGCUUAACAGUAUUGGGGUCGGAUGUAGUGGUAAGUAAUUACAGUUGGACCUGGACCUAAAUAACGGAAAUACAAUAAAUAAUUCAACUUCUGAAAACACAAAGUACUUGGACGUCCUGGAGGCGUCGUUUCCUCUCGUCAAAGGUUUGUCAGGA